GUCAAAGCGUCGCAGGAUGUCGUACCGUAUAGUUGGUCCGUUCUAGGACGUUAUGUGGUUACGACUUUCCUUACUGCUCCUUUUUGGAGCAGUGAUCGUUACUGGUGACGUUCAACACUCCCAAGCAGAGGAGCUGACUCAUUCUAAUGAGAAAAUAGUACGCGUAAAACGAAAUGAUUUAACAGAAAAGGACAAUGUUGGUCUUGAAGCCAAUGUUUCGGUUCCAAGGAGCACCAUAAUAAAUGCUCCGAAAGCCACAGCAGCCACAGCACCUGUGAAAAGAUCUUUAAGUCGUUUAAGGCGGCAUUAUCGUCGAACCAGGCGAAGGUUUUAUCGUCGUCCACCAGGUCGUCGUCACCUAGGCUUGAGGGGUGUCAGGCCACUUCGCGUCUCAGGGUGUGGAUCAAUGCAGGCUGUGGAUGUUCCUGGUCAUGGCAGGAUACAUAUUUCUGGAACCAACGGAAAGAUGUCUUUGCAGUCCAUCUGCAUGGGAAAAAACGGUGCACAGGGAAGGCUAGCGCUAAAGUCUGUGUGUCUUGGAAUGAACGAUCAAGGAAAAGCGGGAGCAAAUAAUCUCCGUACGUACGUCUUUUACCUUGGACGCAAAAGACGCAUUACCCCAAUCAGGCGUGGAAGGUCUCUGUUUUACUCCCUUCGAGUUGGUCGACACAAAUACCUUGCCGUUCCUUCAGGAAGACACCACAUCAUCGUCAGGAACCGCUAUGGGACUCAACGGCUGCGAUUAAUGAAUGUAUACCCAAACAACACAGGAAGGUGCUGCGYAAGUAUUCGCCGUUAUGUAAAACGCAUUCUGAGGGUGCGUUGUCGAAGAAAACGCAUCAUUCGAUACCGUCGUCGAUACCGUCGUCGUCGUCUUUUACGCAGACGGCUUCGAAAAAUCCGUCGUCAGAAACGCCGCAACCGUCGUCGACGCAUUCUUAAACGGACCAGACGAAAGAUGAGGCGUCUCACUCGUCGAUUACGUAGACGACCCCGUAAAGGAAAGGGAGGAAGACGAUGGCCACGAAGAAGAAGAACUCGCAGACGACGUAGAGGGCGUCUUCCUCGAAAUAAGCUUGGUGUCAGGCGAACCCGUCGUUUAUUGCGCCGUUUCAGGAAACGCUUUGGAAGAAGAAGGAGAGUUCGAAAAACAACGCGAAGACGUCCUAGACCCCGUAGGUUUAUACAAUAUCACAUCGGUCCUCGAGCGCCUUGGACAACCCUCAGAUAUACCCGACGAAAGGUAUUUCGAGGAGUAUACAAGUUCAAAUGGCACAGCUUUAAGAUAAACCGAGGAAUAGUGAGAGUGAAUAUGGGUACCAAACGUAAGCCAAAGUGGAAGAAAGUGCCUAAAGCUACUUUAAGGUACCGAAUAAGGAGAGGACCUUGGUUCAAAGUUCGACCUAAACGUUUUGGCAAGAAAAGAAGAUGGGUGGCACAUAUUGGUCGCCGCAGGCUCGUAAUCAAAUUCCGAAGAGGCCGACUUCGACCAAUAAGAAAAUUAAGGCCGCUGUGGCGUAAAUUAAAACCAGCCUUAUAUUCCAAAAGAUAUCGCCGUCGUCUAAGGCGUAAACAACGAAGAUUUCGAAGAAGAGUCCGCAGAGUUAAACGUUACAUGAAACGUCUAAAACAAUGGCGUCGACGACGCCGUCGUCGGCUUAGACGUCGCCGUCGCGUUCGUAAACUCCGAAGAAGACGACGCCGCCGAAAAAGAAGACGUCGCCGUAAUCGUCGAAUCCUUGGUCGCCGUGGUAUACGUCGUCGAUUUAAGCGUACUAAAAACAACAGAAAAUCUCCGAUCAAAUUACUUGUUAGAAAAAGGUGGAGACCCAUCUGCUAUUCUAAGAAAACCAGAAAAUACUAUUUCCCUUAUGGAAGGCGAAAGAUUCCUCUGCAAUUCAGUCGAGGUAUUCCCAGAUACAGGCUUGGAGGGCGAACACGAGUCGUCAAUGUUAGAAAAUAUGUCAGAGUUUACAUCAGAAAUCGUGUAACCACUGUAAGAGUCAUAAGACGUCGAUGGUAUAUUCGUCGCGGCAAAAAAUUCCGAAGAUGUGUUUUACGUAGAGGUAAAUUCCUGUAUAGAAAAAAGAACAAGAAAUGGAGGAGAAUUGGAAGAACAAGACCAGCAAGACUUCCGAGACGAGUCCGUCGGCGUCGAGUACGUAGAUUGAUUCGCGUUCGUCGACGUAGACGAAAUCGCCGCCGAAUCCGUCGUCGUCGCAAUAGACGUCGCCGUCGAGUAAAACGCCGACGAAGGCGCCGAAGACGCAACCGCAAUAAGAGGCGUCGAUAUAGACGUCGUCUGCGUCGCCUUCGCUUGAGGAUUCGCAAAUGGCGUGUUAAAAGGCGUUCAAAACCUGGCCGUUCAAGAUUAAGGAUAUUCCUUAAAAAGCGUUGGCGUCGUGUGGUAGGCAGGGGAAAACGACUGUACGUCAGAUUUGGUCGUCGUCGUUUAAAGCCUUUGAUAUUCAGAGCCAAGGUGCCAUAUCUAAGAAUUAAGAGGCGUUGGGUUAAACAGCCAGUUAAGAUAGUUGGUGUUCGUACUCGCAAAAAAAUUCGACGUUUGAAAAUGAAGAAAGGCAGAUGGUACAUUAGAUACCGCAAGAAACCUCGCCUGAUCAGAUUUAGAAAGAGACGUAUCAGGAUCUUUUACAAGCGCAGAUUUAUCCGUGUUGGAAAGCCAAGACGAAAGAGACGACGUUAUCCAAAACUAGCUGUACUAAUAUUGAAACGUUGGAGAAGCGUUCGACCAGGCAGAAAAUACUGGUAUACUCGCGUUGGCAGAAAAGUAUUUCCAUUAAGAAUUUUCAAAAGGAAAAUUGUUCAACUUAAAAAAGGAAAGAAAUGGGUUAAAGCAAAGGGAAAAAUUGUUUUCAGGCUACGAAAAAGACGUCGUAACUACAUCAUCAGUUUGACUACGAGAAAGAAGCAAACAUUCUUCAGCACUAUCUAUCAUCGACGCAGUGUGCGCUUCGAACUCRGAAAACGAUUUCCAGUGUUCCGUUCUCUUAAGAAGAGAAAACGAUGGACUGUUAGAAGACGAGGACGAAAACGCCGUUAUACUAAGAAAAUUAAAUGGCUUCGCAGACGCUACCGAAUCCUGAGAAGACGCCGAAGGAUUAUGAAACGUAAAUACAGACGUCGAAGAAAAAAAUCUCGAAGACGUAAGCGCCGUCGACGCCGUGUGCGACGUCGACGCCGUCGUAACCGCAGACGAAGACGAGCAAGAAAAAGAAGACGAAGACACCGACGCCGUGUUGCUCGACGAAUUCGCCGAAGACUUCGCAGACAAAAAAGAAAAGUGAGGAGACGAAUAAACAGAAGACGAAAACGACGACGACGCGUAAUGAGACGUCGAAUCAGACGCCGUUACAGACGAUACAGACGAAAAAAGCGUUUGGGUGGAAACGACACAAAAAUUAGGGUAUUCUUCAAAGGUCAUUACAGAAGGCUUAUUUCAAGAAGAGGAACGUACUUCGUGAGGAUCAGGAAAAUAAAACGACGAGUUACCGUGACCAAGAACUAUGUUCGUAUUUUCUAUGGACGAAGACCAAGGAUUAUCAAAAAAAUGAGACUUCGUUACGGRAGGCGUCGUUUCAAACUGGCUCGCAAGCCACGAUAUUGGAAGGUACCGUUAAGAUAUCGUAACCGUUUGGUUAGAUGUCGAGUCUUGUUAAGAAGAGGUAAAUCUUUCAUACGAGUUGGUAGAAGAUUACGAACAAUCAGACGAUUAAGARGAAUAAAACGACACAAAAGAAGGAUAAAGAGACGACGACGUCGACGAAGACGUAAGAGCAGACGAAUAAGCAGAAGCGUUAGAAGACGAAAUCGUCGGUAUCGUAGACGUGUGARACGUUYGAGACGUCGCGCAAAACGACCUCGUCGUCGUCGCUUAAGACGUACGCGCGGUCGUAGAGGUCGUCGAGGCCGUCGCCUUCGACCACGUCGAAAAAGACCAAACCGUCGUAGACGUCGACCUAAGUUCUUGUUGAAGAUGAAAUUCAGAAAAGCUUGGAGGAGAUUUGUGCCUUCACGGCGAUUCUUCUUCGUCAAUCGAAGAAAGUUCCGCUUCGGUAAAAAGGGCUUGCUGUAUAGGAAAGGUCGGCGCUGGAUACCAAAGCCAAGGACUAAACUAAUGAUUCGUUACAAAAGAGGACGAAGGUGGAGAAGAAUCAAACCAUCUAAGAAAGGAUUUGUUCUCAAAUACCACAAACGGCCACUUUAUUUCAAGUUUARAAGAUCAAGAAUACGCUUUUUUAAAAAAUUCCGCAAGCUGGGAAGAAAGUUUAUAAGACGUGUUCGUUAUAAUUCAAAGGUGAGACGAGCAAGACGAGUAAAACGUCGCCAAAGACGUAAAGCUAGACGCCUUCGUCUUCGUCGUCGCCGCCGCCGCCGUAGUCGUCGCAUAAGACGCAUUCGUCGCCUCAAACGUUUAAGACGUCGCCUUCGUAGAAUUCGUCGCCUUCGACGUCGUCCUCGUCGAGAUCGCCGAGGACGUCGCACAGUUCGCCGUACCCCACUUCGCUACAAUGGACGAUAUACCAUUUACUACAGCAUUACAAAACACUACUACUACACAAAGAUCACUCGUACAAAACGCAUUUAUUUCAAGAUCUAUGGAAACACCAUCAAGCGUAAAGUUGGUCGUAUUUGGAGAUAUAUCUCACCAAGAAAAUUCAAGGUAAAGGUUAAUCGAAAGCUUAGACGUUUAGUGGUACACAAGAAUCGUUGGGUGGUGAGAUAUCGACGCAAGUUACAACCCAUUAAGGUCAGCAAAGGAAUACUACGUCGUUACACAAAGAGACACUGGAUCCGUCUCUCAUCAAGAAAAAGAAUUCGUCGAGCCCGAAGACGCAGGCGCAAGCUUAGAAGGGUCAGAAGACGAAGAAGAAAACAUCGACGUAGGGCACGCCUUCGAAGAAAACAAGUAAGACGUCGUCUCCGCCGUCGAAGACGAAGACGUACUCGCCGAAAGUUGCGACGAGGAUUUAAAUCAAAGCGAUCCCGUAAAGUAAGAGGUUUACCCACGGGUAUCAAAUUCCAAACAAGUCGACAUCAUUGGAUAAAUGUAAGAUACACCGGAAAAAGGUAUUUCUAUUACAAGACAUUCCGAAGGGGAAGGUUUGUUAAAAAGGUGCCUCGCUACUUGCGAUUCAGAACGACGAAGAUCUACCGACGCAUUGGCAGAAGCUGGAGGGUGGUGGCAGCCCGUAGAUUUGCUGCACGAAGAGGAACACUUCUAAGGAGAUUAAGAGUGUCAAAGAGAGGAUUUAUUGUUAAAUUUGGAAGAGUCACAAAGCGCUUCCGCGUAAGAAGGGGCCAUGUAUUACUCUCCAGUCUUCGUGGUCGUCGCGUUCCUCGUCGUCGUGGUCGACGUGGUCGUCGCGUUCGUCGUCGUGGUCGUCGCGUUCGUAGACGUGGUCGUCGCGUUCGUCGACGUGGUCGACGUGGCCGACGUGGUCGACGUGGUCGUCGCGUUCGUCGCUUUCGUCGGCGUGGUCGUCGCGUUCGUCGACGUGGACGUCGCGUUCGAAAAGGUAGUCGUGGUAAACGAGUCGUACGCCGCCUUCGUCGUCGCCGUAAAGGUCUCCUUCGUCGUAUUAGACGUUUCCGUCUUCGUCGUCUUCGUCUUCGUAAGCGUCGUGUACGUCUUGGUCUUAAGCGCCGAGGUCGUCGUGGUCGUCGCCCUCGUCGUCGCCGUGGUCGCCGUGGUCGCCGAGGUCGUCGCGUUCUUCGUCGUCGUAGACGUGGUGGACGUCGUGUUAUCCGUCGUCUCGUACGUCGUUAUCGCCGUAUCCGACGUGUUACGCGCCGCACAAAGCGUCGCCUUAGUCGCUAUCUACGUAGACGUCGUAACGUCCGCGGAAAGAACACAGGUCUGCAAAUAAAAUACAGAAAGCGUUGGAGAAAUAUCAGGUUCAUCAGGCGCGGAUUACGAAUCAGGAAGGGCUUAAAGUACAAUCGAUUAAGAUUUGGAAGACGUGUUAUCCAAACGAGAAUCGGAAAAACUUGGUCGAAGCUACGAAGACCAUUGCUAAGAUUUAAGAAAGGCAGAACGUGGAGGAUAGUCAAACGAACGAGGUUUGGACGCAAUUUCUUUUUCGGAACAACUUUGAAAGGCAAGCCAAGAAAAGUUAAAAUCACAAAGACCGGAAGAAUACGCUACUUAUUAGGAAAAAGAAAGUGGUCUACUGUACGCUUGCCAAGAAGAAAUCGACGCUUAAGACGAAAGGUGAGACGAAGGGUCCGUCGUCGACGAAGAAGAAUAAAGAGAAGAAGAAGGAGACUGAGAAAAAGAAGAAGACGACGACGUGUACGCAGAAAGUCCCGAAAAAUACGAGGCAGAAGACGAAAACCACGCGUUAUUGGUUGUGGUAUGAGAGUACGAUUAAGACGCCGCUGGAGACGUGUCAUAAGACGAAAGCGACGAUUCUAUGUGCGAUACAAUCGAGUAUUGCGUCGUUUGUCAUUUAGGAAGGCCAGACUCCGAAUUCGUAUCAAUCGAAAAUGGAUAAUCCGUCGAUCUUAUCGCAGGAUCAAAGUGCGUAUCAACAAGCGAUUCAGAUUCCUUAAACGUGUUACCUGGAAAGGAGCAAAGAAAUGGACGACAACAUGCUUUGGAAAGCGAAGACCAAUCAGAUUCCGUCGUGGACGUCGCGUUGUUAGAGUCCAUAAGACUUGGACAAGGGUUAGAAAUCAUGUUAAUAUGAAAGUGUUCUACAARGGUAAGAGGUACCCAGUCGUCAGACGUAAAAGCCGAUGGUUCAUUCGUAGGGGCAAGAAGAAGUUCAACCGAAUUMGGCUGCGCGGCAAAGGCUUCAGGUUGAAACUUGGUGGAAAAUGGAAGAAGGUUCCUGGUGCCUACAUUCGCGUCAAGGUUGGUAGACGUUGGAAGACGGUCAAGAACUGCUGCAAUACCCUCCGUCUAAAAUUAAAAGGACGUACAAGAAAACUGUCAUUACGACGUGGCCGAUUCCACUUAAAGUACAAGGGGCGCAAAGUWCAUAUUAGAAAGUUCAAUAGACGACGUGUGUUUAGAGGAAAGCGCAGAAGGAGGAGAUCGGGCCGCAGGAGAUUUAGAAGAAGACGAAGAACAAGAAAACGAAGAACAAGAAGGAGAAGAACAAGAAGGAGAAGAACAAGAAGGAUAAGACGCUUUGGUAAAAAAAGAACCACCAUCGUCAAGCCUGAAGAUCACGUGAACGAGCCGGUCAAGCCUACUGCUUAAGCUCUCAMGUCAACUCCCACGGAAAAUUCAAUGGAUUAAUGAUAUCAUGGAUAUGAAUUAUUAGCUAGUAUUAAUGUAGUAUUGCGAUAUUUAUCACAAUGAAUUGAAAUUCUUAAGGGAAUACGAUUGGCCAUUGAUAACCACGUGAUUGUAAGAGAGUUUAAAUCAGGAGUUUUAAUACAGUAUUUGGAAUGAUGAAUUUGGUUUCAAAUAYUGCUUUCUCACAUAUCAAACUUGUCGCUAAAAUUUCCUGACUUGCAGAUAAGAUUUCACUCAAACAUUUGGGAUAUCUGUCUUUUUAAUUUAGUUUUGAAAAUUUUUGAAACAAGACGAUGUGAUUUAUUGGAAUGAAAUCUGUCACGAAAGAAGUUGAAUAUUCCGGAGCAAAAGAAAUGUAUUGCUGUUACACAUCUCAACCCCAUUGUAAGUUUCUGUCGUCWUGCAUGCUUUUCAAAAUGUUCCUCCCUGAUUGUGCGAUGACGGCAUAUAUGACAUCAUAUAUGACAUCAUUUAACAAGUCGAGGUGAGAGACUCUGAUUAUAAGGCUUUUUCUCUGUUACGUCACAAUUGAGCAUGUCAUCAUCUUGUAAGGCUUAUCUCUAAACUAAGCAACUCAGUUCGUAUUCCAUUGAGAAUUUCUUUUCGUUAAUUCAGUAUAUUCUUCGUUGUAAGAGAGAAAUCAUUUGCUGUUGGUCUGAUUUUGACCCUCCGAUCCUUCCCCACACUGUUUCAGGCAAAACCCUCGUUUUCCCCCAAGGUUAUCAUGCAAAACAUAGCACAAACCAUGACAAUGCGUCAUAAAAUCUGUAACUGAGCCAUAUAUCCUAUCUAAACCUCAUUAUACCUCUUAUUACCUCCAAAACAUCUAUCUAACCUUGAUAAUAUAAGAUAUAUAUUCCCAUUCCUGUCCUGAAAGCACACUGACACCUAGAUGACCAUACAGAUAACUAUGAAUGAAUAAAGCAACCAAUAAACUAAA
Actinia tenebrosa (Australian red waratah sea anemone) is the source of this 8207-nucleotide messenger RNA. RefSeq lists its product as uncharacterized. Lineage: Eukaryota; Metazoa; Cnidaria; Anthozoa; Actiniaria; Actiniidae. The record is from RefSeq and is a predicted model, not a curated record.